AGGUUCAUUGCCAGGCCGUGUGCUUUAAGUCUCAAAAUCCAAGCCAAUGGACCCCAGAGAGCUCAGCCUAACGCCAUCUUGGAGAAAGUCUUCACUGCUAUCACAAAGCACCCAGAUGAGAAGCGGUUGGAAGGGCUGUCCAAGCAGCUGGACUGGGACGUGCACACCAUUCAGCGGUGGUUCCGCCAACGCAGGAAUCAUGAGAAGCCCAGCGUCCUUACCAAAUUCUGUGAGAGCAUGUGGAAGUUCACCUUUUAUCUUUAUAUAUUCUCGUACGGUGUGCGGUUCCUGAAGAAGGUCCCUUGGCUUUGGGAUACAAGACACUGUUGGUACAGCUACCCUUACCAGCCUCUCCCCUCCGAUCUCCAUUACUACUACAUCGUGGAGCUGGCCUUCUACUGGUCCUUGAUCUUCUCACAGUUUACGGACAUCAAACGAAAGGACUUUGCCAUUAUGUUCCUGCACCACACUGCAACAAUAGCGCUGCUAAUGUUCUCGUACAUCAACAACAUGGUGCGUGUCGGUACACUAGUCAUGUGCCUUCACGACGCAUCCGACUUUCUGUUGGAGGCAGCUAAGAUGGCAAACUAUGCCAAAUGUCAAAGGCUGUGCGAGCUGCUGUUUGUAAUAUUUAGUUUGGUCUUCAUAAGUACCAGGCUGGGUCUUUACCCAAUAUGGAUAUUAAACACCACCUUGUUUGAAAGUUGGGAGAUAGUUGGUCCCUAUCCAUCCUGGUGGGUCUUCAACCUGCUGCUGUUGUUGCUGCAGCUACUGCACAGCUUCUGGUCGUACCUCAUCGUCAGGACUGCUUGUCGAGCCCUCGCUAGAGGCAAGUCUGGGAAGUGGAACCCUUUGCAUGUGUUGAAGGACGACCAAAGUGACAUUGAAUCCAGCUCUGACGAAGAAGAUUCCACAGGAUCGGCUGCAAAUCGCAGGUACAUCGGUGCCACGAACGUCACCAACGGAUACCUUAGCGGCGGAGUCUAUUUAGAGGAGCACUAGCCCCUUGGCCGGGGAAUGCUGUACAGUGUUGUGGAUCUGGUCAUUCUAAGCAUUGCACGGACAGGCUGGCAACUCUACCCUGGGAGUAUCUCACCAAAUGUGUUUCGAUGCAUUCUAUUCAUGUCUCUCCAUGUCACACGAAGGUUUAGGAAUAUCAAACUCAUCCGGAUAGUGCACUGCCGUCACCUGUAUGAGAAUGAAUGGCAAUAAACUUGUUGAUGUGGGCAUGCCCUGUAUGUAAUGUCGUCCAGCGCAAAAUGGGAACAGUAUUUUCAUAUGUAUUGUCUUUGUAUAUUACAUUAUUUAUUUUUAUAUGUUUGAGAUUUGUGGGAAAAGGGGAAGUGUUCAGUGUUUUGCUCUUUGGGAAGAGUAGAGCCAUUUUAGAUAAUCAUGUUAUGCGCUGCUCCAACUGCUGCAGACCUGUCUUACGCAGUGGGUCACGUCUAGUUAUCCACUCCUGUGGUUUAGGCAGCACUCAUAGUGAUAUGUUUUAGUGCUUUUGUUUGGUGUCUUUCUACUUCUUUUAUUUCAAUGGUUCCUUUGGUCUGAUGUUUUGCACAAAGGUCUUUUUGUCCCCAGUGAAAGUCAAAAUCAAAAUCGCUUGAGAUGACGAGUUAAACCUUCUGGCAAGAUUGCUUUCAGUAUAUUUCUGGUGAACCUCACACCACUUCUGAACUUCUGACACUGAUUCCUGAUCAAUAAAAGCCGUCGUCCUGUGCCACACCAA
Molecule: messenger RNA, 1729 nt
Organism: Amblyraja radiata (thorny skate)
Lineage: Eukaryota; Metazoa; Chordata; Chondrichthyes; Rajiformes; Rajidae
Product: ceramide synthase 6
Exons: 10
Biological process (GO): ceramide biosynthetic process
Cellular component (GO): membrane
Molecular function (GO): DNA binding; sphingosine N-acyltransferase activity
Source: RefSeq, a predicted model, not a curated record